This is a messenger RNA of Seminavis robusta, 597 nucleotides long. The record is from the annotation of a GenBank genome assembly. NCBI's taxonomy places the organism in Eukaryota, Bacillariophyta, Bacillariophyceae, Naviculales, Naviculaceae.
AUGGACGACAAUGAUGGCGGUGGAAAGCUUCCAGCAAAGGAUGCUGGGCUCUCAAACUCUGCACUUUCCGUGGGCAUGGCCCUGAUCUUUGUUGGUAAUCUCAUUGCCAGCGAUGAUGGAGAGAGCGUCAAUCUCGCGACCGCGCUGGGCCGCGCAGAUGCGGACCACUUGUGGAUGGUCUUGCUUGGAUUGGCUGCAGAGAAUCCAACUGUGUCUCACUACGAUCUUCUGGUGGCAGCACAAAUUGUGCUGCAAAGGUGGAGUGCGGACCGUGGCGCUUCGACGGCCUUCAAUCCAAGUGCCUUUCGGUUGGCUAUCCAGGACAUGGUUCGUGAAGACGAGGAGACUCCUCCAGGGGCCACGAGGGGUUCUUACAAGUGUGGCCGUUGUCGAGUACCCAAGAAAGGACAUAUUUGCACGUUCGAACCGGUGUUCUUCCGUGGCAUUUCUGAGGAACCAGAAGCAAAUCAUGAUAUGUGGUCUUUGACGAAUGGGUCUUUGCCCGGAUCAUCGGAACCCGACGAUCAGGGCGGCGAACCAUCUGAUAACGACCAUCGUGAGGAAGACGGCGACAACGACGAUGAGUCAGAGGAGUAG